AUGGUUUUGGCCUUAUUGAUGAUCGAUUCGUGUCGAGGAUCGCCGACACGGCAUCUCGUUUGCAGUGAUCUAUUGAACUUGUAUAAGACAAUGCCUAUUUUGAUCAAGACGAUAGAACCGGACGAAUGCCAAAACGCGGAGACAAGUUGUUUCUUGGCGACCAGUUUGCUUUUGGAGAAAGCACGAGAGAGAACGUCUCAAUUGAGGAAAAAGCUCAGUUGCCUUCCAUCAGCUCCUGAAUUGGUCGUUUAUGACCAAGAAGAGAUCUGCUCGUUGAUCGAGUCGGCUCCAUUGUAUUCAACAAAACUUCUUAAGCGUUUUGGCGACACGGAGUUUGGCGCUUUGUGUAAGCAAAUCUCGUCGGAUUUUCAACCGUUGUUCGCUGAGAAAUUGACGCCAAUCUACAAGCGUUUAUCAUGCGAGUACCGAGAAGAGGGAAAUCAGGAAAAA
Mesorhabditis belari is the source of this 450-nucleotide messenger RNA. Lineage: Eukaryota; Metazoa; Nematoda; Chromadorea; Rhabditida; Rhabditidae. The record is from the annotation of a GenBank genome assembly.